AUGUCAGAUGAGGAGGUGACUGUGGAGACCUCUGAUGGACAGAUCCUGUCUGCGGAGUACAAAGAUGGUCAACUCCAGAUAGUUGAGGUGACACCGUUCGAGAAAGACCGGGUAAAUCUACAGGGUAGCAUCCUGCCCGACCUGACAGAUGGAGAGGAGAAUGAAGCCAAGUACAUGCAGGUGCUGGACGCUAGCGGCAAGGGGCUCGUGCACUUGGAUCUGCUGAAUUUGACGCUGGUCAGAUGUCAAGAUGGUGAGGAAGGCUACCAGUUGGUUGCGAACGCGGCGCCCUCUGACGGGGAGAUGUCGUCCGACGCCACUGUCACAUGCGUGCUGCAGACUAGCGAUACUGAAGACCCCGACAACCAAGACUCCUAUGUGAUGGUGGAAAACGAGGAUGGGCAGAACUCCUUAGUCAUACUCAAGUCUGCAUUACAACAGACCACUGCCAUACAGAAGAAAAUUGAAGAUAAGAAACCAUUGUCACCGACAGAGAUAUUGGAAAAGGCGAAGUCUUUACAAAAAGCUAAAGCGCUCCUAGCGUCCUCCCGCGGCCGAGGUCGUGGUCGCAAACGCAAGAGUGACCUCCCCCCGCCCCACGAGCUGCUCGCGUCCCCUAACUUCAAGCUGUAUCUGUACUCUUGCAAGCUGUGUAACUACAAAUGUAAUGCUGUUAAGGAUAUGUCGGCGCAUAAGGCCCGCGAGCACACGGUGGGCGGCGCGCGCGGCCGGGCGGGCGGCGGGCGCGGCGCCGCCGUCACGCUGCAGUGCGCGCGCUGCCCCUACCGCGCCGCCACGCACUCCCAGCUAAUGAAACAUGUGCAAGAAAAACAUCUAGAGAAUCACACAGUACACUUACACACGGAAGAGGUAGAAGCGGCUGAUGUGCUAGUGUGUGGCGCGUGCGGGUUCGAAUCCGGGUCGAGGUCUGUGUUCCGGAAACACAUAGAGGAAGAACAUGGUGCUACUACGUGUUGA
Molecule: messenger RNA, 978 nt
Organism: Spodoptera littoralis (African cotton leafworm)
Lineage: Eukaryota; Metazoa; Arthropoda; Insecta; Lepidoptera; Noctuidae
Source: the annotation of a GenBank genome assembly